UUAUAACUCUACAUAUUUUUUUCAUAUCUUCCUUCUUCCUAUUCUCCUUCAUCAUAUUCUUCUUUCAUUUCCAUACAUAAAUUCCACCAAUUUUCUUCUUAGACUACUUCCAAUACAACAAUUACUAACAAUGGCUUGCAUGAACUUUUGCCAAAAGGAAAAGAUAAGAGAUGAAAGUGAACAAGUAGAAUACACACUUGAUGGAACUGUGGAUCGAUAUGGUAAGCCAGCUAUACGUACCAAAUCAGGAGGAUGGGGCCCAGCCAUUCUUAUUCUAGUGAAUCAAGGGCUAGCAACAUUGGCAUUUUUUGGAGUAGGAGUAAACUUGGUGCUAUUUUUGACCAGAGUAGUAGGCCAAAGCAAUGCUGAUGCAGCUAAUAAUGUUAGCAAAUGGACUGGAACUGUUUAUCUCUUUUCUCUUCUUGGUGCUUUUCUUAGCGAUUCUUAUUGGGGUCGUUAUAGAACUUGUGCUAUCUUCCAAGCUAUUUUUGUUCUUGGUUUGGCCUUAUUAUCACUAUCAUCAUACCUAUUUUUGCUUAAACCAAGAGGGUGUGGAAAUGAGCUUACUCCAUGCAACUCCCACACAAGACUCCAUGUAGCUCUUUUCUACAUCUCAAUCUACAUGGUAGCCUUAGGCAAUGGAGGUUACCAACCGAAUAUCGCUACAUUUGGGGCCGAUCAAUUUGAUGAAGAACAUGACAAAGAAAGGACCUCGAAAAUUUCCUUCUUUAGUUACUUCUACUUGGCCUUUAACUUGGGAUCUCUCUUUUCCAACACCAUUUUGGCCUACUAUGAAAAUGAUGGCAAAUGGGCUAUUGGGUUUAUGGCUUCUGCUACAACUGCUCUUAUGGCUUUGGCUUUGUUUCUUGGUGGCACGCCUCGUUACAGACACUUCAAGAAUCAGGGAAACCCUGUUAUGAGAUUUGGGAAAGUGUUUGUUGCUGCAAUUAGGAAUUGGGAUUUUAAGGUCUUACCAAAUGCAGAAGGUUUAUAUGAAUUGGAUGUAGAAACCUACUCGAAAACUGGUAGGAGGAUGAUCUCCCAUACCGAAGGACUAAUGAUCUUGGAUAAAGCUGCGGCUGUCAACGCAGUUUCGGAUUAUAAUGAACGAAACUUAUGUACUGUUACACAAGUUGAAGAAGUGAAAUGCAUAUUAAGACUCCUUCCGAUUUGGGUUUGUACCAUUAUGUACUCCGUAGUGUUCACUCAAAUGGCAUCCCUGUUUGUGGAGCAAGGUGCUGCGAUGAACGCGACCAUAGGAUGGUUUCACAUACCGCCAGCAAGUAUGUCAGUCUUCGACAUCCUAAGUGUCGCAUCCUUCAUCUUCAUCUAUCGUCGUGUGAUAAAUCCAUUCAUUAUCCGACUAAGAAACAAAGGUCUCACUGAGCUUCAAAGGAUGGGAAUCGGUCUGAUAUUUGCAAUUUUGGCUAUGGUAACUGCCGGAACUGUAGAGGUUUUCAGAUUAAAAUACGCGAAAGGGUAUUGUAAGAACUGUGAAAAUGCUAGCUCGUUGAGCAUUUUCUGGCAAGUACCUCAAUACAUGCUGAUAGGAGCAUCCGAAGUUUUUAUGUAUGUGGGUCAAUUAGAAUUCUUCAAUGGGCAAGCACCUGAAGGUCUAAAGACCUUUGGGAGUGCACUUUGUAUGUUGUCCAUGUCGUUUGGAAACUACAUGAGCAGCGUAAUAGUUACCAUGAUUAUGAAGAUAACUACGCGAAACAAUAUGCCUGGAUGGAUACCAGAAAACCUAAAUGAGGGUCACUUAGAGAGGUUUUUCUUCUUGUUGGCAGCUCUUACAACUGUGGAUUUUGUUGUUUACUUGUUCUAUGCAAGGUCUUAUAAGUAUGUUCAGUUCGACGAAUCAAAAGAUGGAAAUAAUAGCGAAAAUAAACUACAAAUCGAGGUCUAAAUUCAUCGAGUUUUAGGAUUAUAUAUGCAAAUUGGACCGAUUUGAUUCUAUCGCUCUGUAACAGAUGAAAAGAUCGGAAAUCAGGAACCAGAAAUGUGCACAUUGAGGAACACGGAACUGGGUUUUAAGUAUGGAUGUAUUAGAAAUCAAAUGAUUAUUGGAUUUGAUCAAAGAAAUCUGAAGAAAGGUGUUCUUGGAUAUUCAAAUUAAGAAUAAUGCUUCUUCGUAUGAAGAAUUGAUGAUAGGCUAUUGAUGAGAUUCUUGUAUAAGGAUCCAUUCAAAUAUAUUAGUAGAUAAAUAAAUUGAUUUCUCCAAUUCUUUUCUUUCUUUUUUCUUUUUUUAUGAUUUUUGGUUGGAUGAUGUAAUUUCUAUUUAACUUAGUUAGGCAAAGCUUUUAUACUUUGCUUAAUUCUAGUUAUAAUUUAACUUAUAAUUGUAUUUGCAA
Messenger RNA from Amaranthus tricolor (Joseph's coat), 2351 nucleotides. RefSeq names its product protein NRT1/ PTR FAMILY 7.3-like. Bases 131 to 1906 code for a protein of 591 amino acids. The record is from RefSeq and is a predicted model, not a curated record. Gene Ontology annotation, molecular function: transmembrane transporter activity. Gene Ontology annotation, cellular component: membrane. Gene Ontology annotation, biological process: transmembrane transport. NCBI's taxonomy places the organism in Eukaryota, Viridiplantae, Streptophyta, Magnoliopsida, Caryophyllales, Amaranthaceae. The transcript has 5 exons.